Messenger RNA from Aspergillus brunneoviolaceus CBS 621.78, 1656 nucleotides. RefSeq names its product DUF1996 domain-containing protein. The transcript is spliced from 5 exons. Lineage: Eukaryota; Fungi; Ascomycota; Eurotiomycetes; Eurotiales; Aspergillaceae. The record is from RefSeq and is a predicted model, not a curated record. The coding region runs from base 1 to 1461 and encodes 486 amino acids.
AUGCACCAAAAGAUGAAACUCGAUGUUGCUAUAGUGACUUAUUUGGCAAUAUUCACCGAUGUUGCGAACGCUUUCUGGCGUCUGCCUUGUCGCGGACGAAGCGGUGUGGCUCGGAUUGAUCCCAUAAUGGCACCAGGGAUCCCAUCGGAUCAUGUACACGCGGUUCAUGGAUCGGGCGGAUUCUCGAUGUCCGCCAACGAGGCAAGUCUGAAGCAGUCGGGCUGUACGUCUUGCGCAGUGACCGAAGACAAGUCAGCAUACUGGGCGCCCGCGUUGUAUUUCGUGCAUCAAAAUGGCGAUGCUGAGCUUGUCAACGAAGUCGGCGGAAUGCUUGCCUAUUACCUUCUCAACGGCGAAAAUGUGAUGGCGUUCCCUGAAAACUUCCGCAUGAUGGCAGGAGAUACAUACCUGCGCGACUUCCCCUGGCCGAUACCGGAUCCCCCGCAGUCAGAGUGGUCUGGAAAUGAUCUAAAACAGGAGGCUCUUCGUCAAAAAGCUGUCGGAUUCAACUGUCUGAAUUACCAAAAGGACCCCGAACCCUCUCUGGGUCGUCAUUUCUUGCCAAAUAAGACAUAUUUGGAUGAGCACUGCACUGAGGGCGUUCGGUUUGAAUUGAUGUUUCCAUCCUGCUGGAAUGGGAAGGAUAUCGACACACCGGAUCACAAGUCUCACCUGGCCUAUCCGUCUCUGGUGAUGGACGGGGAAUGCCCAAAGGGUUUCGAGCAUCGUCUUGUUUCACUCUUCUAUGAAAGUAUCUGGGAUACAUACGCGUUCAAAAGCAAAAAAGGCAAUUUUGUGCUCGCAAAUGGAGAUCCCACGGGAUACGGCUACCACGGUGAUUUCAUGUAUGGCUGGGACUCACAGGUGCUCCAGCAGGCAGUGAAUACAUGCACAAACAUGUCUGGAGAAGUGACGGACUGCCCCGUUUUUACGCUUCAGAGUGACGAGAAACAGGAUGAGUGCCGCUUCUCCGUUCCGGAUGCUCUGAAGAGUGAAGACGUGAACUACCACAAAGGUGGUCUCCCGAACAACGUCGCCAUCCAAAGCGGACCUGCCUAUGCUAGCCCAGUCAGAUACACCACCACCACUACCACCGGCGCUGCCAAGCCGAACGUGGCUACUCAUACCACCAGUACGGCAUUGAUCAAAACCACCGUUUCAGCCUCGAGCACGCUUGCCAUGAUCCCCAGACCCGCCGUAAUCACGACGUGGUCGCCGCCGUCUAGCACCUCGUCUGCCGAACCGGCUUCGUCCACAACAAUCGUCUACGUCGAACAAGCAAUUAUUGUCCUUGUGGAUGAUCAAGGCGUCCCGAUCGAGACGCAGACUGGCUCUUUGGAAACCAUCUCGAAGACCACGACCACUCCCAGUGGCGGCGCUACGUCCAGCCGACCCCCUUCGAAGCGCGGUUGGUAUCAUAACCAUCCCCACAGGCAUUACCGCCACGGACAUUCCCAUUGAUUGGAGUUGUGGGGCGGGGCGGUUCUUGUGACUUUGUUUUCUUUUCGGAUAUACUUAUUUGCUUCUUUCUUCAAAUGUCUCUGCGAUGGUCCAGGCACCGUCGGAUUUACGAUGUACAUGUUAGACACCUUAGCUUCCUAUCCUCGAAGGAUCGGUUGGACUAGAACUGUCGCUGUCUCUGGGAGAAACGCGCAG